AUGACUAGUUCGAAUUCGACUCCACAUAAAAAAAAUGGACAUUCAUUUUUAGUUACAUUAGGUUUAAAAAAGAGGAAGAGUUCAAAAUCCUUAAAGAAGCAUAACGAUAGCAUUACCUCAUCAAUUCAUGGUAACAAAAAUAUAUCACAUCGUGCAGCUACAUUUUCAUCAAAAAAUGAUGGAAAGAAACAAGAUAUUUAUUCUGAUAUUCCAAUAUUAGGUUUCCACAACAAUAAUAAUAGUAAAAAUUUACAAACAAUAUCAAAGAAUAAAAAUAAUGAUGAAUCAAAACUCAAAGUUCAAAAUUCAUCACAUUCUAGAAAUCAUAGCUAUAGUAGUGGAGUAAGUAUAUCUGAUAAAACUUCGCAAUUAAAUGGAUUUUAUAAUUUACCUUUAAAUUUUGGCCAAUCUUCACAAAAUAAUCAAAGCAAUCAUUGGAAUACAACAACUUCUACUUCAGUAAUUGCAGGAAUAACAACGACAACAACAAACACAAAUGGCAAUACAAAAGAUAAUAGUAGUUUGUUAAGUGCGACUAAUCAUAGUUUUAUUGCAUAUAGUCGAUAUUCUAUAUCAGAACCUAAUUUAUCAUUACAUUCAGUAGAGAAUAGUCCAUCAAAUAAACCACAAUUAUCAAGUGCUCAAGAAUUAUUGGACGCAGUCUUUAAAAGGAAUAAUGAUACUACUAAAAGCACUAAUCCGCAACAACAACAACAACAAGCGCAAGGUAUUGAAAAUCAAACAAAUAAUAGUAGCAGCAGUAAUAAUGAAAUUAAAAAGACUUCUCCAGGUAUACAUGAUCAAACUAUGAAAAAUGCAAAACAAUUGUUACAAACUUUUGAUACAUUAUUACAAAGUAGUAGUGCUAAAGAUACAAAUUCGAACAGCGCAAGUCAAGCACUCAUAAUAAAUGAGCCUCAACCAACAAGCCCUUCUAAUGAUAAGACUAAAAUCAAAUUUCUUGAUACUACACCUCAAAAGAGAACUUCGAAAUCAGAUGUGGAUCCAGAUGCUACAUUAACUACAACAAUAUCACAAUCUCGUCCAUCUGCAGAUAUCAGAAGGAUAUCCUUAGAUUUGGAACCCGAAGAAAAGAAGAAGAAAGCUAAAGUUAAGAGUGGUACGCCUAGUGGUAGCAAUGUUAUGAUUAAUGAAAAUAAUAAUAAUUCAGAUUCUUGCAUUCUUGGAUUAACGGCUCCAAAAAGAUCUUUUACUCCUUUAAACGUUAAGGAUAUACCAUCAAAUGCUUUGAAAUUAUCUCUCAAUACAGCAAGAGUAGGGAGUUCCUUAGUUACGGGAUCAUUCAGUAGAACGAGGGGGAAUUCGAUGUUUUCAGCUAGUCCUGUCUCCUCUAGAGUAACUGAGCCAGAUAUUGAAAAUUCUAAAAAAUGUUUACAAGGUAUCACAUAUGCACCUGAGAGUAAAAAUAAAGAGUUCCAUAGAUUGUUUAAAAGAGCACCAGAAGACGAGAGACUGAUAUCCGUGCAAAGUGCUGCGAUGUUUAAAGAUUUCAUGGUUCAAGGGAAAAUAUAUAUAUGUGAUAAUAACAUUUAUUUCUAUUCGAAUAUUUUAGGAUAUGUUACGACAUAUGUAAUUCCAUAUGAGGACAUCAUUGGCGUAGAAAAGAAAACGGUGGCAGGGAUAUUUCCAAAUGCCAUUGGUAUCGAUACCGAACAAGCAAAAUAUGUAUUUGCGUCUUUGAUAUCUAGAGAAAGUACAUGGACUUUAAUUAGAAAAAUUUGGCAUCAACAUAAGAGUAGAAAUAUGAAUCAAAGAGAUAGCAUUACAUCUUCCAAUCAGCAAGAGUCUGAGUCUAAUGAAGAGUUUAUAGAUGAUUCGGAAAUGGAAUUGGGUGAUGACGAAUUGUUAUCAGACAUAUCAUCAGGAGAUUCGGAAAGUAUUCUAGAGGAUGAUAAAAAUGCAAUAACGUCAUCACCGUCUACUACUGUAUCGGAACCUAUUGAUGAAAUCAAAAAGAGAAAUCCACCUGAAGAUGAUUCUAUUCCAAUUUUAGGCUUGAGCAAACAUGAACCAACUACUGCUUCUUUUACCCCAGAUUCUUCUGAUAAAAAUAUAUAUGACUCUACAAUCCCAGCCCCUUUGGGUAAAGUGAUUAAUAUUUUAUUUGGUGAAAAUACUACCUAUUUAGAGACCAUAUUAAAAGAACAAGGUAAUUAUGAUCUGUCUAAAAUUCCGACGGAUCUUAUUUCAACGAAAAACCGUGAUUAUUCUUAUACAAAACCUCUUUCUGGUUCAAUUGGUCCGAGUAAGACGAAAUGUUUGGUGAGUGAGAAACUCGACGUAUAUGACCUCGAUGGAUAUGUCCAAGUAACUCAAAUCACCAAAAAUCCCGAUGUACCAUCCGGUAACGCAUUUGUGUCUUGUACAACGUUUGUACUUUCGUGGGAUAAGAAUAAUUGUACUAGAAUGACUGUUUACGUUCGAGUAGAUUGGUCUGGUAAGAGUUGGAUUAAAGGUGCCAUAGAAAAGGGUACUGUCGAUGGUGUUACAACAGCCACUAAACGUUUGGCGGAUGAUAUAAUUAAAUUAGUCUCUCCUAAGGAGAAAAGACCUAAAAAAACAAAAAGAGGUACCUCUUUUGUUGGAAAAACUUUAUUAGCCCUACCAAACAUUGAACCAUACACACAUGUACCAACGGAGGCAGAUAUUAAGAAUGAAGGCAGUGAUAAAAUUAUUAAAGAAAAUUAUAUCUUUGAUUGUUCAUUAGGUACAACUUUCCAGUUAAUUUUUGGUAAAGAUACAUCUUACUUAAAACGUAUUCUUGCAAAGCAAAAUAAUAUCGAUAUCUCUGUUAUUCCGAAGUUUGAAGAUAAAAAACGUACAUAUUCCUAUGUGAAAUUAUUGAAUAAUUCAUUAGGUCCAAAACAGACCAAAUGUAGUAUUACAGAACAUAUUGAACAUAUGGACAUGGAAAAAUAUAUCUUGGUUAGACAGAUCUCAAAGACUCCAGAUGUUCCUUCAGGAAACAGUUUUACAGUUCAGACACGAUACUAUUUGAGUUGGGGCCCUAAUAACACUACAAAUAUGAAUGUUAUCACUAAUAUUGUGUGGACUGGUAGAUCAUUUUUGAAAAGUGCAAUUGAGAAGGGUUCUAUUGAUGGCCAAAAAGACACUGUUGAAAUAUUAAUUGAUGAAUUAAGCCAAAUUAUUGAAAAGGCCAAAAUUGGGACAAAAGGAACCAAGAAAAAGAAAAUUAAGGGGAAAAAGAGUAUAUCGAGGACAUCUACGAUGCCUGAAAUAUCACAACCAAAAAAGGUAGAAUCGUCUGGCAUUUUAAAUUUUAUCGUAAAAGCAUUUUCACCUUUAAUAGACCCCUUAUUCUCAGAUUUUGAUGCGACAUCUCCCCAAACAAUCGGUUCUCUUUUUAUUUCUUUCAUUUUGCUAUCAAGUCUCUUCAGAGCUAUAUUUGUCAACGAAAAGGACACUCACAAAAUAUCUAUAUUGAGACAAGGUAAACUAAUGAUAGAUGAAGAUAUUUAUAAUUAUACUCCAGCUUUAGAUACCUUGUAUAAACCAUACAGAGAAGAUAUUGGAAAUCAUGCAUCUAAAAACAAAAAUACAUCUUUUGGGGAGAAAUAUCAAAAUGUGGUAGAUUCCACUGAAGAAGGUAUUUGGGAAUGGAUAAAAGACCGUGGUAAUCCUAAAUCAUUGAAUCAUGUAACACCUCAUUUCGAUAAGACUGAUAUUAAAAAUCGGAAUUUGGAAGAACUACAAGAAACGAUUAAGAUAGCAAAUAUUCAAUUAGAAGAGAUGAGAAAGAGGGUCAACAUGUUGCAAGGAACGAAUUGA
This is a messenger RNA of Maudiozyma saulgeensis, 3810 nucleotides long. Lineage: Eukaryota; Fungi; Ascomycota; Saccharomycetes; Saccharomycetales; Saccharomycetaceae. The record is from the annotation of a GenBank genome assembly.